UGCGCUACUCAAUACCUCAUGUGAUAAUGCUCUGUCUCAAUCACUGUACCGUCUCAAUCAGUGUAUCGUCCCAGAGGGAAUACCGCUUUGUUUAUAUAUGGUGGCAUGCUUGUCCCUUCUCUCUCAAUUGUUCAUGACGGAGAAGAUGUCAUUGGAUUCUUGGGACGCUAACGAGGACGGCGUCGCCUUUUCACCGGAGAAGCUCGCCGCCGGCGAAGGCGGCAACUUUAGGGCGACUCAGCCUCCGGCCAAGAAAAGCCGGCGGGCGGUGCAGAAGCGGGUGGUGUCGGUGCCGGUCGGCUUCGCGGAUGGGCUCCUGGGGAAGAAUGGAGUCGGCGGGGAGGUGUUUCCGCCGAUGGACGCCUGGGCGUGGAGGAAGUACGGCCAGAAGCCCAUCAAGGGAUCUCCUUACCCGAGAGGUUAUUACCGGUGCAGCAGCUACAAGGGCUGCCCGGCGAGGAAGCAGGUGGAGCGGAGCCACCACGAUCCCACCACGCUCGUCGUCACCUACUCCUUCGACCACAACCACCCUGGGCCGCCGCCCAAGAUCGCCCGCCGCCACCACGCUCCGCCACCGCCUCCGGCGCCAGAGGCGGGGAGGGAAGAGGAGAAGUGCCUGACGUCAGCGGCGGAGGAGGAUCCGCUGGUGUCUAUGAUGAUGGCGCUUGAGAACGGCGGGGAGUUCCGGUGGUUCACCGACGUGGCUUCCCCUUCCUCCACCUCGGCGGGAUCCGACGAGCUGCUGUACGGAUCCGUCCUCUUCGGAGGCAGCGGGGAGGCGGGGUUGGUGCCGGAGGAGAGGGAGACGGUGGGGGCGGGGGAGGAGGACGCAACGUUCGCCGGGCUGGGGGAGCUGCCGGAGUACUCAGUGGUGCUUCGCCGGGGCAUGGCGGCGGCUCCGUGGGUCGGGACAACCGGGUGAUGGAUUUGUGGCCGUUGAUUUGGAUCUUGAUUUCUCCUUUUGACGCAUACACGAUUUUUUUUAUUUCGUUGACUGUAUUUUUUUGUUUUUUGUUUUGUAUUCAUACAGAGAUAAAUGAGCACAUGGUGAGCAAAUAAAGAAAUAGUUAUGUGACAUGAUAUCUGGUGUUAU
Molecule: messenger RNA, 1093 nt
Organism: Zingiber officinale
Lineage: Eukaryota; Viridiplantae; Streptophyta; Magnoliopsida; Zingiberales; Zingiberaceae
Product: probable WRKY transcription factor 65
Exons: 3
Coding region: 98-922 (274 amino acids)
Biological process (GO): regulation of DNA-templated transcription
Cellular component (GO): nucleus
Molecular function (GO): DNA-binding transcription factor activity; transcription cis-regulatory region binding
Source: RefSeq, a predicted model, not a curated record